UACGCCUGCGACGGCGGGCGCGUCGUGCUGGGGAUGCAGUUCAGCAGCCACUUCCAGCCUGACACUGUGGCUCCUUUCUUCCGCAAGUGGGGACUCGAGUGGCACGCAGGCUCGUGCGUCCGCACCACCUUCGGGCUCAAUUUCGCUGGUGUGCCUGCGCCGCUCGACCCCAACACGCUCUUCCCGUCCGUCAGCAUGAAGGCGCUGCACCUGACGAAGCCCUCUCCCGACUGUGCGGUGUACUUCCCCACCAACACGGGGUUCCUCGAGUCCAUCGGAUACGACCCCACCCCUCUCACGGGCUACAGAGUGGACGAGAGCCCGGCAGCAUUCGCGCGCGUCGGGGACGGAUACCUGGGGUAUGUCGGGGACGUGAACGGCGAGCAGGCCUCGAUCCGGCUCACGCUCGAGAUGUGCGGG
Messenger RNA from Trametes versicolor FP-101664 SS1, 420 nucleotides. RefSeq lists its product as uncharacterized. The record is from RefSeq and is a predicted model, not a curated record. The annotation marks the transcript as partial. NCBI's taxonomy places the organism in Eukaryota, Fungi, Basidiomycota, Agaricomycetes, Polyporales, Polyporaceae. The transcript has a single exon.